Molecule: messenger RNA, 1768 nt
Organism: Dermacentor andersoni
Lineage: Eukaryota; Metazoa; Arthropoda; Arachnida; Ixodida; Ixodidae
Product: nuclear envelope integral membrane protein-like
Cellular component (GO): nuclear envelope
Source: RefSeq, a predicted model, not a curated record
UCAUUAUUUCAAUCCGCGCCAUUCUUCGAUAGCGCGUUUGUGCUUGUCAGGGUGUUUGCGUCGAUGGCAUCGUUCGCACGGUUUAUCACGUCGUUUUACUGACCUUGCAAUGGUGUAGCACAAACACCGAAUCGCGGAUUUCGCUCGACACUUGUAGUUGCAGUGCGGGAAUGGGUCGACAGCGCGACAUGACUGGUGCGGGGUUUGCCUUGUCGGCGGUGAUCGUGCUUUGGAGUGCGCCGGGUCGUGUCGUGGGAUCCGCCGUACUUCUGGAGGAACAUCGCGUCUACUCGUCGCCGCAGAAGUACGACUACGUCGGGGGCAUCGAUGUCUACUGCUGGGAGCCACCACACGACGCCCUGAGCUACCUCGAUGUUUUCAGGACAGCCGCGGUCGAGUUUUCCGUCGCCCCCGAUGACCUGCAACUGUUCACCGGUGAAGAUGAGCAGACCGUGCAGCAGAAGUACUUCCACAGUGGCGUCGAUUUUUCCUUUUUGGGGACGAAAUUGCAGCGCAAGGUCAGCUUUCUGAACCGUCGCCACCGCCGCUGCCUUGGCGUGUUUUCGAGAGGCGCUUACGAGUUCGCGUUCGUGCGCAGUGUCAACCAUCGGGGCAUCGCUCAGUUCUGCUUCGGCAUCGUCGCUUUCUUCGUGGCCCCCGUCGUUUCCCGUAGCGCUGUCGUUUUCUACACCUGCGGCACCAGCAUCGGCGUCUUCGCGUUCCUUCUGAUCGCGGUGUUCCUCGUGAGUCGCUUGCUCCCGCGCAGGGCCGCAGGCUACGCCCUCGUGCUUUUCGGCUGGUCGCUGGUCGUGUCGUGGCUCGAGUUCCUCUGGUCAAACGUGCAGGACGUUGUGGAGAACUACCGACAUUUCGUCGUCUGCUACGUCGUCGGUUCGGCUGCCUUGAGUUUCGCCGUCUGCUAUCGUGUUGGACCGCCGAGCAACCCUCGAACGCUUAACUUGAUUCAGUGGUCGCUGCAGUUGGUCGGUUUGGCCUGCGUCUACUUUUCGUCUGACAGGAGCGACGUGAUGGCGGGCGUGGUAGUUGUUAUGGCGUCGACAUACCUGGUGCUGUCCUUGUCGCGCAGGCCUCCGGCCUCAAACGCCAACGGCUCGACACCUACCGUACUGUUGACACCUGCUGUCGAACAGGGCGCAACGCCGACAGAUUCGCCAAGAGCGUCGAGCUGCACACACUUCGGUGACGAUGGCAUGUGGACUAUAGUUACGAAGAUUCGGGCUCCCCAAGCUAAGAAAAUCGCGAUGUGCAUCCGUGCUGACGACGGCAUACGCUCGCCGAGACAGUGGGUGACGGUGUCGGAACGUGACAUGCUCGACAAUAGUGGGGACGAGUUUGACCAUUUCCUCGAGGAACCAAAUGUAGAUGAGCCCGACAACACGGAUUGAGUGCAGUCAUAACCUUGGUGGUUAUAUCUCACGAGUUGUAUAUCGGAGCGGUGCAUUGAUCUUAACACAACGUACUAGGUGAUCUGUUAACUUGAAUGCUCAAUUUUACCGCGGCGGCCCGUUGUUCGGGACCACCUUGGUUGAACGUGCGGGUACAUUUUUUCCCCCGCAUACCUGGCCAAGUUUUCCCGAUAAAUUUCCUCACUGAUCUGCUUUGUUUGUACUGUACUUCAAUGGAAACAUCAGCAACUGGCUAACCGCAUAUUUAUUAUAUAAGAAAAUUAGUUUAAGAUUGUUGAGAAUUGGUGCUGUGUGAAAGUUUGUACAAUGCAUACCCAAAGAAAAACGUUUUAUGGUUGUAU